AUGUCAUCAAGUGGUAGUGGGAGUCAAGAAGGACAAUCUUCUGAUCCAAGAUUUUCAAGAGUUUACAAUGAUCCUAAAUUUAAAAAGACAAGCUCUAAAGACGUCAAGAUCAAACUAGAUAAUAGAUUUAGCAAGAAAGAUCUAGAAAUUAAAAAGAAAAGUAAAGUUGAUAAGUAUGGUAGAAAGAUUAAUUCUGAUUCGAAUAAUAAGGAUCUGAACGAUUUCGAUAAAUAUUUUGAAAAAGAUGAAGAAAGUGAGACAACCAAGGUCACUGAAGAAUCUAAAGAAUCUAAAGAAUUUAUUGUUGAUAGAGCUCGUGGAGAGGUCCCAGACGAUUAUGUUAGUUCUUCGGAUGAUUAUACGUCUUCUGAGUCUGAAUCUUCGGGAGAAAGUGAUUUAGAAAGUGAAGGUGAAUCUGAGAUAGAAAUUGAAACUACAAAACCAGAAGUUGGUGAACCUUCAAAGACUUUAGCUGUCGUCAAUUUAGAUUGGGACCAUGUUAAAGCAGAGGAUUUAUUUGUUACAUUGUCCAGUUUUGUUCCAAAAGGUGGUAAGAUUAGCAAAAUUGCUAUAUACCCAAGUGAGUUUGGAAAAGAAAGAAUGCAAAGGGAAGAAAUUGAGGGUCCUCCAAAGGAAUUAUUUCAAAAAAAGAAGAGUAAGAAACAUAGUAGUAAGGAGGAGGAAGAAAGCGAUGAAGAUAUAGGUAUUAAAGAUCUUUAUGAAGAGGGUGAUGCAGAUAAAGAUUUUGAUAGAAAGGCUCUACGUCAAUAUCAAUUAGAAAGAUUAAGAUAUUAUUAUGCGGUAGUAUACUGUAAUAACAUUGAAACUGCGUCCUCUAUUUAUCAAAAUUGUGAUGGUACUGAAUUCGAGUCUACUGCAAAUAUGUUUGAUCUACGUUUCGUUCCAGAUGGCAUGACAUUCGAUGAUGCUCCAAGAGAUGAAUGUGCAACCACACCGGCAAAUUAUAAACCUCUUCAAUUCAGUACAGAUGCUUUGCAACAUUCUAAUGUUAAAUUGACUUGGGAUGAAACUCCUGCAGACAGAAUUGCAAUCUCAAAAAGAGCAUUUUCACAGAAGGAGAUUGAAGAUAUGGAUUUCAAGGCAUACUUAGCAUCGGAUAGUGAUCAUUCGGAUGAAGAUGUUGAUCAAAAUUCUAGAAAUAAAUUACUGUCUUUAGUAGGGAAGAACUUUAAUGAAAAGGCUGAGGAAAAAGAAGAGGGUGAAGAAGUUGAUAUGGAAAUCACAUUCACCCCAGGCCUAGAAGAAGGUGCAUCUGAAAAGGAAGAAGAAAAAGAAGAAAAUACUAUUGAAAAGGUUAGACGUAAAGAAAAAGAACGUAGAAAGUCUAGGAAAGAAAAGUUGAAACAAAUGAAGAAAGAUAGUUUAGAGGAGAAGAAAGAAAAAUUAAGAUCCUUGAAGGAUAAAAAGAAUAGGGAAUUUGAAGGUAACAGUAAAUCAAGAGCUGAAUUGGAAUUAUUAAUGAUGGAUGAUGAAGAGAAUGCCGAUAAUAAAAUAAAUAAAGACGCUCAUUUUAAUAUGAACGAAAUUUUAAGGUCAGAAAAGGAGAAGGGUAAAAAAUCUAAAUACCAAAAUAAAGCAAAGAUUGUUGAGGAUAAUUUUGAGGCUAACUUGAAUGAUCCUAGAUUUAAAGAAAUGUUUGAAGAUAGAGAUUUUGCGAUUGAUCCUUCUAGGCCAGAAUUCAAAGCUACCAAAACAACCAAAAAAAUGUUGGAAGAACGUAACAAGCGUUCGAAGAACCAUUCUGGAUCUAAUAAGCGUUCCAAAAAACCACAUGGUUAUAACAAGAGAAGAGAUGAUGGUGGCGACAGCUCAUCUUCUAAGAGUAAUAUUCAAAAUAUUGUAAAAAAAUUAAAAAACAAGAAGAACCGUAAUUAA
Molecule: messenger RNA, 1896 nt
Organism: Maudiozyma saulgeensis
Lineage: Eukaryota; Fungi; Ascomycota; Saccharomycetes; Saccharomycetales; Saccharomycetaceae
Source: the annotation of a GenBank genome assembly